Messenger RNA from Aureobasidium melanogenum CBS 110374, 1554 nucleotides. RefSeq names its product Oxysterol-binding protein. NCBI's taxonomy places the organism in Eukaryota, Fungi, Ascomycota, Dothideomycetes, Dothideales, Saccotheciaceae. The record is from RefSeq and is a predicted model, not a curated record. Gene Ontology annotation, cellular component: intracellular membrane-bounded organelle; cortical endoplasmic reticulum; membrane. The transcript has 4 exons. Gene Ontology annotation, molecular function: sterol binding. Bases 1 to 1554 code for a protein of 517 amino acids.
AUGACUCUGGGACUGAGAAGACACACCGCAGGCAACAGAUCGUCUGUCGAGGGCGACCGUCCAGACACAACCGCUGACGAUGAGACGGUCGUUGACCAGGACCAGGGCAAUGUCCUGUCACACAUCAUCAGCCAGCUGCGACCAGGCGCCGACUUGAGCAGAGUGACACUGCCUACCUUUAUUCUCGAGCCGCGAUCUAUGCUCGAGAGAAUCACAAACUUCAUGGCACAUCCUGAGGUUCUUCUUACUCUGCCCACCAUCGAUGACCCCGUCGAGCGCUUCGUCGCCGUUACCAAGUUCUAUCUCAGUGGAUGGCAUAUCAAACCUCCCGGUGUCAAGAAGCCUCUCAACCCCAUUCUCGGCGAGACCUUUACCGGCUACUGGGACUACCCAGACAACACACGUGGAUACUACAUCUCCGAACAGACUUCUCACCACCCUCCCAAGUCGAGCUACUUCUUCAUGGCUCCCGAGCACCACAUCCGCGUCGACGGUACCCUCAAACCACGCAGCAGAUUCUUGGGCAACUCAGUCGGCAGCUUCAUGGAGGGCAUUGCAGUCAUGCGUCUCUUGAACCGCAAGGAGCGAUACUUCAUUACACAGCCCAACAUGUAUGCAAGAGGUAUCUUGUUCGGCAAGAUGAAGUACGAGCUUGGUGACCACGCCUACGUCCGCUGUCCUGAACUGGGCCUGGAAGCUGAGAUUGACUUCAAGGUCAAGGGUUGGAUGACCGGAACAUACAACGCUAUUGGCGGUCAUAUUAAGGACACCAAGAGUGGAAAGAAUCUGUUCGAGUUCAGCGGUUACUGGGACAAGGAGAUGUACAUUAAGAAUUUGACGACCGGUAAGAAGGAGCUCAUUUUCGAUGCCACUCACGCAAAACCUUCGUACCCCAAGGCCCGUCCUCUCGAAGAGCAAGGAGACCGUGAAUCGCAAAGACUAUGGGACAAGGUCACAAAGGCCAUCAAGGUUGCCGAUCAGAGGACUGCCACCGACGAGAAGUCUGCCAUCGAAGACCGCCAGCGUGCAGAGGCUGCAGAACGUGGAGAGUCGGAAUGGCAGCCCAAGCUGUUCCGUAGAACAAGAGCUGGCGCAAGUCAGGGCCCGGGAGACCUUGACGGCGAGGAGAACCUCGACUGGGUUAUCGAUGCUACCAUCGACGGCAAAACUCCCGACGAGAUUGUAAAGCAGGUCCUCGCCAUCGCACCUAUUCUACCGGGUCAGAAAGCCCAAGCCAAGUCACAGCCUCAACCUCAGGCACAACCUAGACAAGAGGCUGCUCCGGCCGCUGCGCCGCAACCACAACAAUCCCAGCAAGCUCAGCCAGCCCAGAAGACGCAGACACCCCAGCAAUACCAACCUGCUCCGUCAUCGGGAUCCAGCAAUCUUGUCGAUUUUGGUCAUGCAGGUGGUGUUGCACCCAGUCAACCAACCGAACAAAAGCCUUCGCCUCUGAACACCAUGGGCGACCUCAAGGAACCACUGCAACCCGUCAUUCACCGUCAAGAUAGCGUCGAAGGAUUUGACGAGGAGUUCCACGAUGCCGACUCAUAG